Messenger RNA from Botrytis byssoidea, 1020 nucleotides. RefSeq lists its product as uncharacterized. The record is from RefSeq and is a predicted model, not a curated record. Lineage: Eukaryota; Fungi; Ascomycota; Leotiomycetes; Helotiales; Sclerotiniaceae. The transcript is spliced from 2 exons. Bases 1 to 1020 code for a protein of 339 amino acids.
AUGCAAGAAGUGACUGUCAACGAUGCAGAAAUAGGGGGGAUUAAAUGCGUAUACGCAAGCGCCAACGGUUCCUCGGAGUCCAGGUUACAAUCUAGGUUACAGCGUCGGAGCGGAAGCCCAGAAAGCUUAGAACUAGAACAGCCCUUGGGCAGUAAUGAUAUUUCGCAAGAGAGAUCUAUAGAAAGCUCUAUGGAUCUUGAAAGUGAUACUACCGAUAUGUCGAUACCGAAUAAUGCAAGUCUGAACCUUGAGGAUCUGGCCCCGUGGUCACAAGAGAUGGGGGAGCAAUUCCCUUGGCUCACCACAGAUUCAAGUUUCGAUAACACGGCUCUCCACUCAACAAAUCUAGAUGCAGCAGACUGGAACCUCACUCAAUUGUCACCAACGUAUCCGUCUUAUCAAUACACAACUCCAACUACCUCGGAGUCAUACAACGGUGCUCUCGAAAUGUCAAGUGGAAAAUCAACCACCAAGAGUUCCUCAAAUCACGCGCCCUCACACAAAGAAAAGGCGCCUAUUACUUGUCAGUGUCGGUCACGACUAACGCUUUUUAUCCCCAAAAUUACCAGCGUGAUGGAAGAAUCACCAACCCCAAGACUAGACAAUGUUUUCAAAGCGACGAGAGAAGUGAUUCAAAGUUGCCAAAACAUGAUUGAUUGCACAAGUUGUCAACUCAGUUGUUCGGAUCUCAUGUGUUUACUAGUGGUCUUUCAGCAUACAGACGCAUGCUUUACACAUAUUUCAAAAGUUGAUCUGACUGAUGCUACCACGGUCAGUAUCGGCGGUUACGAAGUUUCUAUCACCAACGAUAUUAGACCAAGACAAAUGCUUGACAUGGAUCUGGGGAGACAGGCAAAUAUGUUGCUUGACUCAAUUACCGCUGUUGAGGAGACCCUGGCUGCUUCACCAUUUGCUGCAAAUCGUUUAAACGAGGUGAAUAGCGAGUUUUUAAAAAAUGUUAAGGAUGCUUUCAGGGCAAAUUUACAAGCAGUUACAGAUUCGGUCAAUAAGGUGACCUAA